Messenger RNA from Gamsiella multidivaricata, 1148 nucleotides. RefSeq lists its product as uncharacterized. The transcript is spliced from 2 exons. The record is from RefSeq and is a predicted model, not a curated record. The coding region runs from base 19 to 996 and encodes 325 amino acids. NCBI's taxonomy places the organism in Eukaryota, Fungi, Mortierellomycota, Mortierellomycetes, Mortierellales, Mortierellaceae.
AAGAAAGAAAGAAAAGAAAUGUCCUCCAAACCAUGCGCUAACUGCAAGAAGACAGUGUAUGUCAACGAGAAGAUGGAUGCUGAAGGUCGAUGGUACCAUCGUAGGUGCUUUAAGUGUAUGGCGCCAAACUGCAAUGCUUCGCUGACGCUCAGGUCCUUCCAGAUGGCAGCCCUGGAUGACUCCAUCAUUGACCCCUUGACCCACCGUCCGCUCAAGGCCCUUGUGUGCAAGGACCAUAUCCCUAUGCUUAAGCAUUCGAUCAACAAGGAUGCCCUCUCGCUCAAACACACUACCUCAACACCUCGACCUACCAUCCCCGGUCUUCACCGGUCCAUGAUGGGCAGCCGUGGUCUGGAGUCUAAAGAUGAGGAUUUUAUGGAGGAGCAGGAUAACACAAGGCCGUUCUCGCCAAGAUCGCUGGACCAGGGAUCCCAUGCUGAGAUCUUUAAAUCGCUCGGAACUGAAAAUAUAGCCAACAGUGAGGAAGAAGAUAAUGUGGAUAGUGAGUAUUCGGCGCCGACGACAACGCUUCCUAAAUUCGUACAUGGCCGCUUUACGGUGUCGAGGGUCUCGGAUCCAGUAACGGCGUCGCAUGUGGAAGCAAAAAUGGCACAGGAUCCGAAUAAGGACGAUGACUCGUUCAGGAAUAUUCCUGUUCACCACAGCGAUUACGAGCAUAAGGACGGACACACCGCCAUGGAGGCAGAAGAUGGGAGCUGGGACGACGAUGGUGAUGACGACGAUAACGAGGAGGAGGAUCAUAAACAAGAGCGCGUAUUCUCGAUGAAGAGGGGUGAUGCCGAGGACGCGACUGAGCAAGAGCAGACAGCUUUAGGGGAUAUGACGUUUAGCUCCAAGUUGAUGGAGCACAUGAAGCAUGGACGCAGCGAGAGCAAGGAGGCUGUUGAGGAUAGCCCUAAGGCUGUCAAUGACGAUGAGUGGGAUGCUAUCCCGACGGACAGCUAUAGCCGAUGUGAGAUUAUUGCUGGCAUGUAAAGAUCUAUCAUCCUGCUCUUCUUCCUCCUAGCCUUCAUUAUUUAUUCAUAUUAUUGAACAUCUCUCUGUACUUUUGCUUCACAUUGUAGUUUAUUGAAGUGUAGCAUGGUGAGUCUAGGAUGGUUUAUACAUAUUUUACAUGACAAUAAAAC